UUGCAGGAGCCCGUGAGCUUUGCGGAGGUGGCCGUGUAUUUCAGCAGGGAGGAGUGGGCCCUGCUGGACCCUGCGCAGCGAGCGCUCUACCGGGACGUGAUGCUGGAGACGUACCAGUCCGUGGCCUCGCUGGCUCCGCUUCCAGCCCCCAAACCCUUGGUGAUCUCCCUGCUUGAAGGAGGGGAAGAGCCAUGGAUCCCAGACGGGCAUAGCCCUGAGGCCACGGCAGGAGACCUCAGCCCAGAAGCUUGGAUUACAGUUAUAUUGGAGGAUCUUCAGGAAAUUGGUGUGGCUGAAGGGCAGUGUGGUAGCGUCUCCGUGAAAGAAAUCGGAAGGCAUGUCCGAGCGGGCCUGGAGCAAGGUCAAGAUGAGCAAGUCAAGAAUCCACUGGGAAAUUGUCUGGGAAAGACAGCAAGGGACCCACUGGACUUUAACAUAGGUCAUAAGCAGCCUGAAGACCGCAGGAGCAAGGAUGUGUGCCAGAAUGAAAAGCAGAAUCCAUGCCCUGAGUUUGGAAAAAGCUUUAAAAUAGAUUCCAGAGUCGUUAACCACCAGUGCAUGCACUCAUUGAAGAGCCUGUACAAGCAUUGUGAUCGUGGAGAGAGCAACAUAUCGAGACCCCACCUCAUUGGCCACCAGUGUAUCCACAUGGCAGAGAAACCCUACAAGUGUUCUGAGUGUGGGAAGAGCUUCAACAUGAGUUAUAAACUCAAGCGGCAUGAGCGCAUCCACUCAGACGAGAAACGCUUUAAAUGUACUGAGUGUGGGAAGAGCUUCAGAACCCGUUAUGAAGUGCAAAUGCACCAGCGUGUACACACAGGGGAGAGACCCUACCCAUGUUCUGAGUGUGGGAAGAGCUUCAUAAGCCGUUCUAAAUGGAAGUACCACCAGAGCAUCCACACAGGAGAGAGACCCUUUCAGUGUCCUGAGUGUGGGAAGAGCUUCAUAAAGAGUUAUGAAGUGAAGCUGCACCAGCGUGUGCACACGGAGGAGAAACCCUUUCUGUGUUCUGAGUGUGGGAAGAGCUUCAAAACCAAUCCUAAAUUGACGAUGCACCAGCGCGUCCACACAGGAGAGAGACCCUACAAGUGCCAGGAGUGUGGAAAGGGCUUCCAAAACAGUUCCAACCUCAACAGGCACCAGCGCAUCCACACAGGAGAGAGACCGUACAAGUGCCCUGAUUGUGAGAAGGGCUUUUUAUGCAGUUCUGAUCUCAAAACACACCAGCGCAUCCACACAGGAGAGAAACCCCAUAAGUGCUCUGAGUGUGGGAAGAGUUUCAGAAGCAGUUCAGACCUAACAAAACACCAGCGCAUUCACACAGGAGAGAAACCGUACAUGUGUUCUGAGUGUUCAAAGAGCUUCAAAAGCAGUACCCACCUCAUCCAACACCAGCGCAUCCACACAGGAGAGAGACCGUACAAGUGCCCUGAUUGUGAGAAGGGCUUUGUAUGCAGUUCUUACCUCAAAACACACCAGCGCAUCCACACAGGAGAUAAACCCCUUAAGUGCUCUGAGUGUGGGAAGAGACUCAGAAGCAGUUUAGACCUCACAAUACACCAGCGCAUCCACACAGGAGAGAAACCCUACAAGUGCCCUCUGUGUGAGAAGAGUUUCAAAAUGAUGUCCCACCUCUCUUACCACAUGCACAUCCACACAGGAGAGAAACCCCAUAAGUGCCCUGAGUGUGGGAAGAGAUUCAGAAGCAGUUCAAACCUCACAAGACACCAGCGCAUCCACACAGGAGAGAGACCCUACAAGUGCUCUGAGUGCAAGAAGAGCUUCAAAAUGAUGUCCCACCUCAAUUACCACAUGCACAUCCACACAGGAGAGAAACCCCAUAAAUGCCCUGAGUGUGGGAAGAGAUUCAGAAGCAGUUCAGACCUGACAAAACACCAGCGCAUCCACACAGGAGAGAGACCCUACAAGUGCUCUGAGUGUGGGAAGGGCUUUAUAAGCAGUUCUAAUCUCACAUCCCAUAAGCAUGUCCACAGAGGAAGCAGAAAGUAGAAGUGUGUUGUGGUUUAACCCAGCAGGCGGCUCAGCACCAUGCAGUUGUUUCCUCACUCCUUCCCUUCCCUGUUGGAUGGAGGAGAGAACUAAAAGUAAACCAUGAAGUAGAACUUGUAGGUUGCUGUGGUAAAGCUUUUCACUGAGAUAAAGGACAAGGAUAAUGGUUAUGACAAUAUGCAUAUCUAUGGAUAUAGUGCAUUCUAGUGCAUUGUAAUUAUAUCCAUUACGUACACUGAUUACAUACAUACAUGGUACAUACAGACCUGUAUUGCUUACUUCCAGCACUCUGUGUUCAGAGAAACUGGUGAGAUCCAGCAGCUCACUGCGG
This is a messenger RNA of Numida meleagris (helmeted guineafowl), 2341 nucleotides long. Its product is annotated as zinc finger protein 883-like. Gene Ontology annotation, biological process: central nervous system development; regulation of transcription by RNA polymerase II. The record is from RefSeq and is a predicted model, not a curated record. Bases 100 to 2010 code for a protein of 636 amino acids. Gene Ontology annotation, cellular component: nucleus. NCBI's taxonomy places the organism in Eukaryota, Metazoa, Chordata, Aves, Galliformes, Numididae. The transcript is spliced from 4 exons. Gene Ontology annotation, molecular function: RNA polymerase II cis-regulatory region sequence-specific DNA binding; DNA-binding transcription factor activity, RNA polymerase II-specific.